AUGAGUAAUGAGGGGAUAUUUGGUGGAGAUCUUCAUGGAUUUGAACGGGUAGUAGAGGAGGCUCUAUUAGUUUCAGGAGAGGAGAGAAUGUAUGGUGCUACAGAGAAGGAGAUUAUGAUGAGUGGAGAAUUGAUUGAGAUUGUAGUUCGUAUGGGAGUUAUUGGGAGAAUGAAUGAAUUAGGUGUUCGUAUGAGUUAUUAUGUUGAAGAGAAUGGAGAGGAAGUGGUAGAAAAUGAAUCGGCGAGGACGAGUGUGUUGCAAAGUUUGCGAUUGAUUGAAAGGACUAUUGGAAGGGUGCCGGGGGUUUUAGAAGUGAUAGUUGGGGAAAGAGAGGAUAGAAUGGUUAAAUGGUUAGUUUUGAGGAUGAUUUUGAUGUUGCGAUAUGGGGAGAAAGAUUUAGUACGCCGAGGUAUAUAUGAAGUGUAUAUUUUAAUUACAUGUUGUGGUGGAUUUUUUGCUAAAGAGGCAAUGGAUGCAAUAAAAAGUUUUGUGAAUGGGAUGGUAUGUGAUAUUAAAGGGAAUUUAGAUGAAACAUGUGAUUUGGGGGAUAAGAAGAAAUUUGAUGAUAUUCCUGGGUUUAAUAAGUUUUCAAUGAUUGAUAGAUUGGAUAUAGUGGCACAUGUGUAUGAAAUGUUAGUAUAUUGGAUACAAGAUCGAAGGGUGAUAGGGAUGAUUCCGGGAUUAUGGUCAUCUGUUUGGAUUGGAAGUAGUAUGAAUAGUUUGUGGGAAUUUUUGGAAUGUUUUUUAUCGAAAACGUUACCUAUGAAAUAUUUGAUUUGGGUUCAAAAUCCUUUGGUUGAUGAUUUGCAUGUAUGUUUUAGAAUAGCGGUUACCCUUGUUUUAUCAGGAUUUGAAAGUUUGUAUUCAAGCGAAAUUAGUCAUAAUUUGAAUAUGGCAUUGCAAGAAGCCCUUGGUGCGGGACUUAUUGGGAUUUCGAGGAUAUCAAAGCAGUUUCCUGAAUAUUUAUCUAUGAUUGUUACACGAUUGAUACCAGCUUUAGAGAGUUUUCAGAAAAGUCCUAUUAGAUUUAUGGCGACGGCAUCUGAUUUCAAGAUUUGUUAUCUUUAUACUAUUCUCAUGUUAUCUAAUACGGAAUAUUUAUAUACCGAAAUAUUUGAUAGAGUAAAUUGUUUGGCGAAAUUUCUGUUUCAAUGUUUAAACGGUCUAGAAAUUAGAUUUAGGAGUGAAUAUUUAGAGGAAAAAUAUGAUUCGAUUAUUGAGUAUAUUAAACCUAUAUGGAAUGGUUAUAUCGAAACUAAUAAUGAUAAUUUGGUGAUGGAGAAGUUAUAUCCUUCAUUAGAUCCGAUUUUUUAUAUAUCUCGACGCAUGUCAAAGGCUUUUCCUCAAUUUUUUGGAAGGAUUGAUAAUAUUUAUGAAGAAAUUCUACGUUUUCUUUUUGACACAAAUUUGGAUGUACUACAAUAUAGAGUUAUUUUUGAAUGCAUUGGUUUAUUAAGCUGUGGAGCGUCUGGAAGUUUAACUGUGUUCAGAUUGGACUGUAAUGAAGAUUUUUCUCUUCUUUGUAAUAUAUGUGAUUUUCCAAAAUCAUCUGCUAAAAUUUUGGAUUCUUUUGAAAUUGCUAUUUGCUCUAAAUUGAUAGAAUCUUGUUUGAAUUUAGAAUGGUUUGUGAAUUCUGGUAUGCUUAGAAUUAUUGCUAUGAAGGCUUUGGGUAGAAUUAUUAGACACUCAACUAUUGAGUCAGAAAUACGAUUAUCAAAUUCAGUUCUUGGAAAUUGGUGUAUACAAUCACUUCAGAGCUCUUCACGUGGACUUAGAAUAGAAUCUGGAUAUACAUUAUGCUGUUAUUAUAAUAAAAAAAAAUCUGAUGAUCCUAAUAAUGAAAUAGUUUUAGAAAAUAGACGAUAUAUUUUCGAUGUUUUGAAAAGAAUGACUGUAAAUAAUGAAAAAAUAUACAUGGAAUCUGUUAUAUUAUUUUGGGCAGAACUUGCCAAGAUUUCAGAAGAUGAAGAACUUAAUUUAAUUUUAAUAUUACUUAUAGAAUAUUUAGGUCAAAGCAACUUAUUUAUUCAAGCACUUAUUUUUCAAGAGAUUCAUUCUAUUUCUGAUGCUCAUAAUGUAACACCUUUGCAGCUUUUUUCGCCGUAUUGGAGCACUGUUAGUAUUGCAAUUGUAAAACAGAUGCAAGUUCAACCUCAAAUUAUACAAAUAUUUUCUACUAUCUUGGGAAUAUCAUUAUCAGACUUUCUUUCUCGUACUGAAUCAUAUACUCUUCCUUACCUUAUUGUAUCAAAAAGAAAGGAUAUUAUUGAGCAAAUUGCUUCUUUUUUGCAAAAAGAUGUUUCAACUCUCUGUUUAGAUAAUAUGUCCUAUAUUUUAGCGACACUUUUAACGCAAGAUGUUGCAUAUGUUGAAAGUGCGGCUAUGCUUUUGCUUUCUUUGGCUUCCUCCGAUUUUAAAAAGGUAGAUUUAUCAGGUCUUGUCCGCUCAGAGCCUAUAUUAAUUGCUGUUCAAUUGUUACAAAUGUUUUCUGAUGACUUUGAUAAGAAACGUUCGAGGAUUUUAAGAGCUCUUGAAAUUGUUUCUGCGAUUGUUUGUAAAAUUCCCCUUGAUCAUAUUUAUUCGAAUACUUUCGAUUCUAAAGAUGUCCUUGCGCAAUUUUUUUCUCGAUAUACAUUGGGGAUAGUAGCGCACUUUGCUGAUCUUAUAAAUGAUGUAAAAGGUGUUAAUUCUGUUCGUGAAAAAUUGCGUUAUUUGGUUGGCAUUGAAGAAUUGGUAAAAUUGGCUGGCAGUUUCAUAACUAGUGCAAUUCCACAACUUUCUGCUUGUCUUCAAUCUGCCUUGUUAGAUCCUUUAUUAAGAAAAGCCUCUUUAUGUUCAUGGUCAACACUUGUAAAUAAUUUGAAUGAUUUCGAUCUCUCUGGUUUAUUGGGACAAACGUUUUCACUGUUUCUAAGUUAUUGGAAUGAAUGUUUAAGUGCAGAGAAACAAUUGAUCCGUGAUCUUUUUUGGUCCUUAAUUAAUAAUCGUAAAAAUGUUAUUGAAGAAUCUAUCACAAGUAUACCAAGCUUAAAAGCAAUAAAGGAGCUAGAUGAUAUUGAAAUGAAAUUAUCAGAGUUUAGAAAAUCUGAAUCAUUUAGUGAUUACUUGAAAAAUAUUGCUCAAAGAUGUGUAGAUGAUAGUGAAAUUGUUUGUUAUCAAGGGUUAUUGGAGCUUCGUAAAUGUUUAUAUGAAAACCAAUUGAGCCUUCAUUCUUUGAUAUUAAAAGAAAGAACCGAACAGGUUAUUGAAUAUAUUAUUAGAGCUUUGUUAGAUCUUUGUCAAAAGUAUAGAGAAAUAAAUAAAGAUAUUGUUAUACUUUCUGCAGAAUGUCUUGGUGCUGUUGGUGCUGUAGAUCCUUUGAGAGUAGAUGCGAAGAAAAAGAAAAAAGAAUUAGUUGUUCUUUAUAAUUUUGAAGAUAUGGAUGAGAAUAUUACCUUCGUUUCAUCAUUUAUUCAGGAACAACUUGUUGGUGCAUUCCGAUUUGCGACUGAUACUCGAGCUCAAGGAUUUUUGGCGUAUGUAAUGCAAGAAUUGUUGAAAUUUUGUGGAUUUACUGCUUCUAAUAUUAUGAAUACUAAUCAAUCUUCACUUGAAACAUUUAAAAGAUGGUCAUAUUUUUCUGUUGGCUCAAAGCAAACUCUUGUACCUUUGUUAAAUUCCAAAUAUUUUGUUAAUCAGAUUCAGUUAAAUACUGCCUUGGUUUAUCCAAUAUAUUCUGCUGCAAAAACUUAUAAAAUUUGGUUGCAGAGCUUUUCUUUAGAAAUAUUUAAAAGCGUUGAAGGGGAUAAUGCUAAAAAGAUUUUCUCUAUUUGUUCUUAUAUAAUUAAAAACCAGGAUUUAAAUAUAACUAAUUUUUUAUUGCCAUUUGCUCUCUUGAAUGUAAUAUUAACAGGAACAGAAUCUCUAAAAAACAUGGUGGCAAAUGAGCUGUUAGACGUGUUAAAAGACGGGGAAUCUGAAAAGACAGAUCAUGUUCAGGUUGAAAAAGCUCAAUUGGCAUGUCAGACAGUGUUCUCAAUAAUUGAUUAUUUUAAUACAUGGCUUCGUCGGAAAAGAAGCUUUAAUAGUAACUUUAAGGCUGCUGUGGCUAGGAAGGCAAAUAGAUAUAUGGUUGUUGAUGAUGUUGUUGAUAAUGACCCACUUAUUAAGAAAGUGGAAUCUUUACUUUUGGUUAUACCAUCAGACCUUAUAGGUCGUGCGUCAUACAAUUGCGGAUCGUAUGCACGAGCUGUAUUUCAUUGGGAACAGUAUAUUCGUCAGGAACGAAAUAAUGGUUUAGAUAAUAAAGGUCUCAGACCUCUAUAUAAAAAAUUGCAACAAAUGUAUAUUGAUUUGGAUGAUCCAGACACAAUUGAAGGAAUUUCAUCUAAAUUUCAUACUUUUGAUUUAGAUCAGCAAAUUUUAAUUCACGAAAGUGCAGGUCGCUGGGCAGCUGCUCAAACAUGUUAUGAGUUAUCUUUAGAUCGAAAAAAUCCAAAGUUUGAGUUAUUAAAUGGUUUAUUGAAUUGUCUAAAAAGACAGGGUCGUUAUGAAACAUUAUUAACGGAAAUUGAUAGUCUUAUUUCUUGUAAUUCGAAUUUUACUAAUAAGUUAAUAAAUCUUGGUGCCGAGGUUGCUUGGCAGUUUGAAAAAUGGGAUAUUUUGGAGAAAUAUUUGAGCAUUACUGAUUCUAAAUUAUUUGAUAUUGGUCUUGGAAAAGCAUUGUUGUUGUUAAAAAGUAAAAAUUAUAUGGAUUAUCGUAGCUGUAUAGUGGAAUUGCGUACACAGUUGGCAAUCUCUUUAGGAUCAAGUAAUAUUGAUUCUACAUGGCAAUGUUAUGAUAUAUUAUUUAAACUGCAUAUGUUGUUUGAACUGGAAUAUCUUUAUGAUUCUUUUAAAGACGAUAGUAAUGAUAUAAGCCUUUUUAUGGAUAGAAUUGAUCAAAGAUUGCAAAUUAUGGCAGCUUCAUUUGAAUAUAGAUCUUCUAUUUUAUCUUUGAGACGAAUAAUUUUGGAUAUAUUAAGUUCAUUUAAGGGGAUUGAUGUUAAUGAUGAAGUGGCUAAAAUAUGGCUUAAAAUAGCGAAGCUUGCGAGGAAAUCUGAUUAUUCACAACAGUCUUAUAAUUCGAUAUUAAUAGCUGAAAGCAAGGGGUUUCCUUUAGCAAGCGUAGAACAUGCAAGAUGGUGGUGGAAACAAGGAGAGCAUAGAAAAGCCGUUGAAAGUUUGGAGAAUGCUUUUGCUGCAGGAAUUUUUGAUUUUCCUGAGAAUUGUGUUUCUGAUAUAAAAAAAUCUGACAAAUUCUUUGACAAGUAUUCUUCUAUGAAAUCUAAAGCAUAUAUUACUGGAAAGGCUUCUCUACUUCUUGCUAAAUGGAAGGAUACAGGAGGACAAAGUAAUGCACGUAUAUUAAUACAAAAAUAUCAAGAAGUAGUUAAAAAGCAUAAUAAAUGGGAAAAAGGCCAUUAUUAUCUUGGACGUUAUUAUAAUAGAUUAUAUGAUGAAGAAGCGAAACGUCCGCCAAAUAUGCAGAGUGCAAAUUUUUUGGAAGGAGAAUGGACUCGACUUAUUUGUCUUAAUUAUGGACGAGCCCUCCAUUAUGGAAGCAAAUAUAUUUAUCAAACAAUGCCCAAGUUUCUUACACUUUGGUUAGAUUUUGGAAAUAAUGUUAAUAAAAUAUUUUUUGAUUUUGGGACCAAGGAAUUUCAGGAGAAUCUUCUUGAAGCAAGAAAUACUCGAUUGAAAUUAAUAAAUGAAUGUGUUAAAAAGUAUGCAAAACGAUUGCCGGCAUAUUUGUUUUUGACAUGCUUUUCUCAAUUGAUUUCCAGAAUAACACAUUCUAAUCCAUCUGUUUUUUCUAUAUUAGAAAUGAUAAUUGUUUCUGUUAUCUCAACGUAUCCUAAGCAGUCUCUGUGGUAUAUUUUCUCUGUAUCUAAAUCUCGUUCAAAAAUACGUUCUGAACGUGGAAAUAUCAUUCUUCAGAAAUUGAUGACUGAUGAUAAGAAUUCUUCUGUAAAUAUGAAAAAAUUGAUAAAUCAGACACAAUUAUUAGUGAGUCAAUUUAUCCGGCUAUGUAAUGCAGAAAUAACGAGCAAAAAAACUAUACAAAGCCUUUCAAAAGAUUUUAGAUUUUCAUCUUCUGUUGUACCAAUAGAUAUUGUUGUUCCUAUUCAAUCGGUUUUGGUAAUUACUUUACCAUCUUCUCCUGCUGCUAUUAAGUAUCAUGUACCAUUUUCUGAUGAUCAGCCAUGUUUGCAUGGUUUUUUGGAUGAAGUAGAUAUAAUGAAUUCUUUGCAAAAACCUCGUAAAAUUACUAUUAUUGGUAGUGAUGGUCGAUAUUAUUCAUUUCUCUGUAAACCAAAAGAUGAUUUACGUAAAGAUGCGCGGUUAAUGGAAUUUAAUACUAUGAUUAAUAGGCUUUUGAGAAUAGAUAAUGAAUCUAGAAAAAGACAAUUGCAUAUUAGAACGUAUAGUGUCAUACCUUUUAAUGAAGAAUGUGGUCUUAUUGAGUGGGUUAGUCAUAUGAGGCCUUUAAGAGAUAUUGUAUUAAAAGCAUAUAAACAAAAAAAUAUACCUAUUAAUUACUCGGAAGUUCGUGCAAUAUUAGAUAUGGCUUCUUCAAGUUCAAAUCCUGGUUUAAUAUUUACUGAAAAAUUGUUAUCUAAAUUUCCUUCAGUAUUUCAUGAAUGGUUUUUAGAAACAUUUCCUUCACCAAUAACUUGGAGAGCAAGUCGUUUGAAUUAUGCAAGAACUUUGGCUGUUAUGUCUAUGGUUGGUUAUGUUUUAGGACUUGGAGAUCGUCAUGGAGAGAACAUAUUGUUUGAUGAAAAUAAUGGCGAUUCUUUCCAUGUAGAUUUUAAUUGUCUUUUUGAGAAGGGGCUUACAUUUGAAAAGCCUGAGAGGGUUCCCUUUAGACUGACUCAUAAUAUGGUGGAUGCUUUAGGUGUAAUAGGUUAUGAUGGAGUUUUUAGAAAAUCAUGUGAGGUUACAAUGCGAAUAUUAAGAUCAAAUCAAGAAUCAUUAACAAGUGUUUUGGAAACUUUUAUUCAUGAUCCACUUUUAGAAUGGGAUAAAAAAAAAAGGAACAUUUCUUCUGAUACCAAUAUAAAUACGGAAAAUGUUGAAGCAAAAAAAGUAUUAGAUUCAAUUAAACGGAAAUUAGAUGGAUAUAUAACAGCUGAAGUUACUCCUUUGUCUAUUGAAGGCCAAGUAGAUGAACUUAUCUUGCAAGCAGUUAACCCUGGGUUACUUGCUUUGAUGUAUAUAGGGUAA
Messenger RNA from Pneumocystis carinii B80, 7248 nucleotides. RefSeq lists its product as hypothetical. Lineage: Eukaryota; Fungi; Ascomycota; Pneumocystomycetes; Pneumocystales; Pneumocystaceae. Gene Ontology annotation, cellular component: nucleus. Gene Ontology annotation, biological process: protein phosphorylation; telomere maintenance; DNA damage checkpoint signaling. The transcript is spliced from 26 exons. The record is from RefSeq and is a predicted model, not a curated record. Bases 1 to 7248 code for a protein of 2415 amino acids. Gene Ontology annotation, molecular function: protein serine/threonine kinase activity; protein binding.